AGCAGAGCGAGGAUCAUGUGUAGUCCACGCGCCGAAACUAGGUUAACACAGAGCUGGAGUCCAGGAGAGAGCUGGGAGACGAGGAACUGCCGCACUGUGGCUUUUUAUUGCUUUUAUCACAACCGCCCCUCCGGGACUGCGCGCAACUGAGAAAAGUAAAUAACGUAGGCAAGCCGCGUUCGAGCAUAUUUUCGUAUUUUUUGACAGGCACACUCAGGCAUGCGGUAGAAAGAAGAAAAUAAACAUAUGAGGAUUUGUUGCUUUACAGUUUUCAACGGCUCCGGUUUGGAGCUAAAACGCGUGCAUCGUUUUCAGUAUUUCUUAGCUUUACUUCCCUCUGGAGUUGCAUGACUCGAAGAUAGUACUUGUCAACGUCAACAUGAGAGCUCAAAUAGAGGUGAUUCCCUGUAAGAUCUGUGGGGACAAAUCAUCAGGGAUCCACUAUGGUGUCAUCACCUGUGAAGGCUGCAAGGGUUUCUUUCGGCGCAGCCAGCAGAACAAUGCUAUGUAUUCCUGCUCACGGCAGAGGAACUGUCUAAUUGACCGGACCAACCGUAACCGCUGUCAGCACUGCCGGCUGCAGAAAUGCCUUGCUCUGGGCAUGAGCCGUGAUGCGGUGAAAUUUGGUCGUAUGUCCAAAAAGCAGCGUGACAGCCUGUACGCUGAGGUCCAGAAGCACCAGCAGUCCCAAGAAUGUGGGGGGGGCGGUGCGCGUGAGGAAAACGGUGAGUUGGUCAUGCACAGCCGCACCCACAGUCGAGGCUCCAGCGGUGCGCUUAGUGACCUGGACGACAUCACUACGCUGCCGGAGGGCUUGCUUUUUGACCUGCCCCUGACCCCCGAGGGUGCAGGUGGAGAGUACUGUAACCUGGAGAUGCUGGGCGGCAGUGCAGGCAGCAGCUCAUCCUCCCAGAGCUCACCAGAACAGACCAACUUGGAUUUCGUAGACGGCAAUCACAGCAUCAAGCAUGAGUACCAACUGCUGCAUGACUCUGGACUCUUCUCACAUGCCAUUAUCAACCCCAUGCCCGAAGGCUGCUCCCUUCUUGAGAUAGAGCGUAUAACCCAGAGUGUGGUGAAGUCCCAUAUUGAGACCAGCCAAUACAGCACAGAGGAGCUGAAGAGAUUGGCAUGGACCCUGUACAGCCCUGAAGAGAUACGCUCAUACCAGACCAAGUCUGCUGAGGUGAUGUGGCAACAGUGUGCCAUUCACAUCACCAAUGCAAUCCAGUAUGUGGUAGAGUUUGCCAAGCGCAUCACAGGCUUCAUGGACCUCUGUCAGAAUGAUCAGAUUAUCCUCCUCAAAGCAGGCUGCAUGGACGUUCUCCUCAUCCGUAUGUGCCGGGCUUACAACCCCAUCAACAAUACACUGCUCUUUGAUGGAAAGUUUGCGAGUCCUCAACUCUUCAAAGCUCUUGGCUGUGAUGACCUUGUGAGUGCAGUGUUUGAUUUGGCCAAAAGCCUGAGCCGUAUUCAGAUGUCUGAAGAAGAGAUGGCUCUGUUCAGCGCUGCUGUGCUGCUCUCGCCAGACCGACCCUGGCUGACAGACACCCAGAAGAUACAGAAGCUGCAGGAGAAGGUCUACAUGGCUCUGCAGCGCUGCCUACAAAGAGAUGGCUCAUCAGAGGAGAAACUGGCUAAGAUGGUGUCUAAGCUUCCUGUAAUGAAGUCCAUUUGCAACCUCCACAUCGACAAACUGGAGUUUUUCCGUCUUGUUCACCCCGAGACAGCAUACACCUUCCCCCCUCUCUAUCGGGAGGUUUUUGGUAGUGAAAUCACCUUCCCAGACUCCACUGAGGGCUAAAGCUGUUUUUGCAAAAGAGAGUCAUUCAAAUAGAGAUGUUGAGGUUUAGGGAGGGAGAGAGAAAUGUGGCAACCAGGAGAAGCAAAACCAACCAGCAGCUUAGUGACAAUCGUGCACGCUACACUUUAGGACACACUCCUCUCACCUCUGAAUUCCCACCCUGAUGGAGUAGCUUACACUGCCCUACAAGCCAGUCCGUUUAACUUUAUCUUAACGCUAGGUGCUGCUGGGUACUCGGUGCAUGCUACCUAAUUAUUUUUACAGGGAGCUGAAAGAAAUUAUAAUAUAGUAGCCUCCGUAAUUUGUAUUCUCAAAAAUAUUUUUCUAUGGGGUGCCCUUAAACCUCCCAUCAAGUUGAAUUCCUCUCUACAAAUAAAUUUGACUUCUUUCCUUGUUCUCACAGUUCCUGUAAGCUAUUUUUGAAUGUACCCCUUCUUCCCUAAACCAUUCAGUCCAGCCUUAGGCUUGAUAUAGAAUGUACAUACUUAUAACCGUGUCCCAUUUUGUGGAGAUGUGCUGUAAUGAUGCCUGUUUCAGUUCUCAUUGUAGUAACAGUGCAUUUUUAUUUUAUUUUUUUAUUUUUUUGUUGUUUUUUUUUUCCAAUCAAUAUUUUUUGGUAGCGCCCAUACUUUGCAGUUUUGUAUCUUAUAAGCAAACUGUUUAAAGGGACCAUGAUCAAACUCACAAACAGGCAGGGUUUUUAAACUGUGCAGAUCAUGGGCAAACACCCAAAGUGUCUGGCUCCAUGCACUUACAAACUCUUGCACACACAGCACAAAGUAUAGCACUUGUGCUGAUCUUUAUAGGUAUUUUUACCAGCACACUCUCAGACACUGAUAUUUGUGAGCUCUUUAUUUUUUUAAUGCAAUCAACGACCUCAGUCCUAAUACCCUUUCCCUUUGCAAAUGCCACUUAGAAAGAGAGAACGACAGAGUGAAGACAUUUUGUGAAAGUAUUUUCAGAUGUUCCUUUUUUAUAUGCAUACAUCAAUAUAAUCAUAUAAGAUAAGAGUAGUGAUGAGUUCUUUUAACGAGUGAGGGGGAGACAGAGAAUUUAAAAAAAAAAAAUGGUAAUGUAGUAAUUGUUCUCAGGUCUCAGACAGAUACUGCCUGACCAUACUUUGGGGUUCUGGGAUGAAAACAUUGAUCUUGCUAAAAAGAAAAUCCAUGAGUGAUUAGCACUUAUGAGUCUUUGCUUGAAUGCAAAGUGAACACUCUUGGCACAAGAUCUUGCAGGAUCACACUCUCGAAUCGCGGUUUGAACAGAAACCAGAAACAGGAGUUACAUCCUCCAACUUUAGAUAAGCUGCAUAAGCGAUGUGCUGGGAAACUGACCACCGUUGGGCCGUGUGUUCACUUGGAGGAGCUGCUGGAACUUUCUCACCUCAGCCACCAUCCAAACUUUUGGCACUGUGAGAACCAGGAGGGCCAAGUGAUUUUGGGAGUAAUGAAAAGCAGGCUGGGAGGAGCCGAGAGUUAAUGUUGAAAUGCGAGAGCGAGUAGGGAGAAACACUUCACCAUACUCCCAACCUACAUGGAAGAGAGGCAAAGAGUGGAGAGUGGACAGGUGGAUGCCGGUAUUUUUUAAGGGGAUUUACUAUCUCCAUACAUUGUCUCGCUGUUUUGGGCUCAGGCAGUCUGCGCUCUCACAGUCAGCGAAGGUAUUCUUAUUACCGAAUUAGGUCCUCUAUUCCUAACCCCACUCCCUGACUACCUCACCCUCUUUAAACACUACACGGCACAGCAAAGGGUUGACAGAGCCAUCAGCUACCCCCCUGAGUUAGUAUUUCUGCAUACACUAGUGUACUUCUUCAUGAUAACAAUUUGCAUUGAACUUUGAAGGAUAGAGAUUAACCGCUUAAAUAUAUCAUUCCCCUCUUUUAAACCUGGACACAAGUCGAGAGCAGACUCAGAUUCCUCAGAACGGCCGCCCUCCAUGGAUUUGCUUAUGUUUAGACCAUACAUGAUGUCAGAAUAAGAGGUUGUUCUGACUGCUUUCCUGUUUACUGAGAGGACAGCUUCCAGGGGGUUAUUUCCUGUAGCUUCAGGAAAAGUUGCAUAGACAGAGAUCUAUCACAACUCUGGUCUCUGGAGAUACGGGCAAGGCUGUGUCCAAAAGAAACGUCUCCAUCUGGUUUUAAAGCAGGGGGGGCACAUUGGAUUUCUUAAACGCUACAAUGUCAUUCUACCAGUAUGUUAAACAAGCUGCUUGAAAUUAAUGAGAGAACAUUGUUAUUAUUCCUGUUGUUGGCAUAAACAGACAAUCACAUUACAGACCUUGGAUCCCUGGCUCUAUUUAUCAUAGCUCCAUUUUGCACUGCUGGAACAGUGCGUUCUCCAUAUUCUGUGUGAUCUUACAUAGAUAUUAUGAAGGGGGAGUAACCUUUUCUGGGUGCUUAGGAUAGUGUCAUGGUGGGAUUGUGCAAUAACGUCCUUCCCAUUCUCAGUAUAGAGGGUCCUUGUCGGCCUGUAUGAUGGUUUAUUAGAAUUCAUAAGCACUCCAGCACAGAUGUACAGUUAACCAUGCAGCACAAGACAUAAUGCUACUUUCAGCAUAACAAAACACACAGACAGCUUUUACACAGAUCAAGUAUUAACUGACAGGAGGGGGAUGAGUUUCUAUGGCAAAAGAAGAUUGUAACAAAGUGUACUGCUUUGUGUUUAGAGUCCUAGAAUGUUAAACAUGUUGAUUUCAAAAGAAAUAUGUAACUUUGCAGACCUAAAAGCUGCCCAUAAAGUGUCCCUACUGAUGCAUGUUUUGGGAGCAGUUCUUUAGAUUUGCACUUACAUUUCCGCUUAGAGUUACUCAGGGAGAUAGCUGGGCUCUCAGUUCUACAGUGUCUUCAGUUAGUCUAGCAAGACACCUUGCACCAAGAUAGAAGACCUUAAAACCUUGAUCACUGUGUACAGUACAUGUCCUUGUGAAUGUUUGAUCACAGAAGUAUCAAAGAUUUUACCCUAAUAUCAUUAUUGCAGGAGUUUGAGUCAUAGAAGAAAUAGGAUCUAAAAAAAAAAAAAAAAAAAAAAUGAAUAAUGAAUAUAAAAGAUGGAUUUUAAUCUCUGAACCUUUUGUGUUGGUUUUGUUGUGAUCUUGUUUCUUCAUUUUUAUCCUUAUCUGUACUGUUUUUCCUCAUUGGUUUAGUGUUAUUUUUGUCUUGGAGAGAUGUAAUUCUAUUUUUUUUUUAAAGAGCAUUUUUAAAGAUGUCUCCCUAAAAGUUUCUCUUUUGUCAUGAUCCCUCUGUUUAUGAUAUUUUCACUCUAUUUUAAGAUUAUUAUUAUUGAAUCAAUAUAGAUUUUAAUAAGAAAUAAUUUAUGUUAUGGAUAUAAAGCCUAAGAGGCUAUUAACACAGUAAAGUGUUAUUGAUGUAAAAUGGGGAUACAAUAUGUGGAUUUAAGAAUGUAAUAAAAGUUCUUUUUACAAUAAA
Myripristis murdjan (pinecone soldierfish) is the source of this 5228-nucleotide messenger RNA. RefSeq names its product RAR-related orphan receptor C a (gene rorca). The record is from RefSeq and is a predicted model, not a curated record. Gene Ontology annotation, biological process: regulation of transcription by RNA polymerase II. The transcript has 10 exons. The coding region runs from base 380 to 1804 and encodes 474 amino acids. Lineage: Eukaryota; Metazoa; Chordata; Actinopteri; Holocentriformes; Holocentridae. Gene Ontology annotation, cellular component: nucleus. Gene Ontology annotation, molecular function: nuclear receptor activity; RNA polymerase II cis-regulatory region sequence-specific DNA binding; zinc ion binding.